Molecule: messenger RNA, 5062 nt
Organism: Brienomyrus brachyistius
Lineage: Eukaryota; Metazoa; Chordata; Actinopteri; Osteoglossiformes; Mormyridae
Gene: washc4
Product: WASH complex subunit 4
Exons: 33
Coding region: 96-3617 (1173 amino acids)
Biological process (GO): endosome organization; endosomal transport
Cellular component (GO): endosome; WASH complex
Source: RefSeq, a predicted model, not a curated record
GAAGUCAUGCGGCUCGUCACGCGACAUUCGCCCCUCGGCGUUGGUUUCGGUUGUCGUUUUUACGUCUGAACUCACUGUCACUGAGGGUUGGUGUGAUGGCGGUGGAGGCGUUAACUCCGGACUGGGAAUUCGACCGCUUUGACGACGGGUCUACGAAAAUCCACACUGAAGUGCAGCUCAAGAACUAUGUGAAGUUCUUGGAGGACUACACGUCGCAACUUAAGGGCAUUGAAGAUGCGCUAGAUGAUUCCAUAGGAGAUGUUUGGGACUUCACCCUGGACCCCAUAGCCCUGAAGCUUCUCCCCUAUGAGCAGUCAUCUUUACUAGAGUUGAUCAAAACAGAAAACAAGGUUCUCAACAAAGUUAUAACUGUCUAUGCUGCCCUCUGCAGUGAGGUUAAAAAGCUGAAGUAUGAGGCAGAAACAAAGCUGUACAGUGGUUUGCUGUACUAUGGAGAAGGAGUUCCGGACGCUAGCAUGCUGGAGGGGGAGUCUCAGAUCCAGAUGGGCCGAUUCAUUUCCUUCCUACAGGAGCUGUCCUGCUUCAUCUCUCGCUGCUACGAAGUUGUGGUCAGCGUGGUCCAUCAGCUGGCCUCCCUCUACAACAGCAGCAAGAAUGCUACAAAAAUCAUCGAAUCAUCUGGAGUUCACUUUCAGACCGUGUACGAGCACCUGGGGGAGCUGCUGGUGGUGCUGCUGACGCUGGAUGAGAUCCUGGAGAACCAUGGUGCGCUGAAGGACCACUGGAAAAUGUACAAGAGGUUACUGAAGUCGGUCCACCACAACCCCUCUAAGUUUGAGAUCCAGGAGGAAAAGCUGAAGCCUUUUGAGAAGCUGCUACUGAAGCUGGAGGGACAGCUGCUGGACGGGAUGAUCUUCCAGGCUUGUGUGGAGCAAAGGUUCGAUGACCCUGGGGUGGGUGUGGCCGUCUCCAAGAACAGCGCCUUUGCUGAGGAGUUUGCCCACAACAUACGGACCAUCUUCACCAACGUGGAAUCCAAACUAGGGGAACCGUCUGAGAUCGAUCAGAGGGACAAGUACGCCGGCGUCUGUGGCCUCUUCGUGCUACACUUCCAUAUCUUCCGGACGGUCGACAAAAAGCUGUACAAAGGCCUGCUUGACGCCUGCAAGAAGGUCCCUGCUGUGACGCUGACGGCCAACAUCAUGUGGUUCGCAGACAGCUUCCUGGUGCAGAAGGUCCCCGCUGCGGCCAAAAUGAUCGACAAGAAGAGCCUGCAGAUGGUGUGCUCCCAGAGAGAAGCCUUCCUACAGCAGAGGGUGCAGACACUCCCCAAGGAUGUCCAGUCUUACUACGUGUUUGUCACCUCCUGGAUGAUGAAGAUGGAGUCCAUUUUGUCCAAAGAGCAUAAUGACAAGUUCACAGAGGACCUAAGCGGUCGGUGUAGCGUCUUUGUUCAGGGUAUCCUCUACGCCUACAGCAUCAGCACCAUGAUCAAGACCACCAUGAACCUGUACAUGUCCAUGCAGAAGCCCAUGACCAAGGCUUCUGUAAAGUCUCUCUGCCGUCUGGUGGAGCUGCUGAAGGCGAUCGAGCACACCUUCCACCGGCGCUCUAUGGUCGUGGCGGACUCCGUGACGCAUAUCGCGCAGCAGCUGCAGUCGCAGGCACUGGCCGCCAUUGCAACAGCCAAGAAACGAGUGAUCUCCGAUAAGAAGUACAGCGAACAGCGUCUGGACGUGCUGUCGGCUCUGGUGCUGGCCGAGAACACCCUGAACGGCCCCAGCACCAAAGAGCGUCGCCUGGUGGUGUCGCUGGCUCUCAGUGUGGGCACGCAGAUGAAAACAUUCAAGGAUGAGGAGCUGCUGCCCUUACAGCUGGUGCUGAAGAAGCUGGACCUCAUCAGUGAGAUAAGAGAGAGAGUAAAGAUCCAGUGCGACUGCAGUUUCCUCUACUGGCACCGCGCCGUCUUUCCAAUUUACCUGGACGACGUGUACGACCAUGCGGUGGACGCCGCCCGGAUACACUACAUGUUCAGCGCACUGAGGGACUGCGUGCCCUCCAUGCUGUACGCCAGGCACCUGGACACCUGUGACCAGUUGCUGGAGAACUACGACAAAGAGAUCAUGGAGGUCUUCAAUCAGCACCUGCUGGACAAGCUUUGUAAGGAGAUUGAGAAGGACUUGCGGCUCUCUGUCCACACUCAUCUCAAACUGGACGACCGGAACCCCUUCAAAGUGGGCAUGAAGGACCUGGCCCACUUCUUCUCCCUUAAACCCAUCCGCUUCUUCAACCGCUUCCUUGACAUCAAAGCUUACGUGACCCACUACCUGGAUAAAACCUUCUACAACCUAACCACCGUAGCCUUGCACGACUGGGCCACCUACAGUGAGAUGAGAAGCUUGGCCACCCAGCGCUACGGCCUGAUGAUGACAGAGGCCCACCUACCGAGUCAGACGCUAGAGCAGGGUCUGGAUGUGCUGGAGAUCAUGAGGAACAUCCACGUUUUUGUGUCACGCUACCUGUACAACCUCAACAAUCAGAUCUUUAUCGAGAGGACCAGCAACAACAAGCACCUGAACACCAUCAACAUCCGCCAUAUCGCCAACUCCAUCCGCACGCACGGCACCGGCAUCAUGAACACCACCGUGAAUUUCACCUACCAGUUCCUGCGGAAGAAAUUCUACAUAUUCAGCCAGUUCAUGUACGAUGAGCACAUCAAGUCCAGGCUGAUCAAGGACAUGCGCUUCUUCAGGGAAACCAAGGAUCAGUCUGAUCAGAAGUAUCCCUUCGAGAGGGCUGAGAAGUUCAACAGGGGCAUCAGAAAGCUGGGGAUCACACCUGAUGGCCUGAGCUACCUGGACCAGUUCAGACAGCUGAUCAGUCAGAUAGGCAACGCUAUGGGCUACGUGAGGAUGAUCCGCUCCGGGGGCCUGCACUGCUGCAGCAAUGCCAUCAGGUUUGUUCCCGACUUGGAGGACAUUGUCAACUUCGAGGAGCUGGUGAAAGAGGAAGGCUUGUCCGAGGAGACCCAAAAGGCUGCGAGUGUCCUAGACUCUGUGCUCAGUGAUCUGACCAGUAACUCUGCAGAGGGCACGGAGUACUUCAAAAUGCUGGUUGACGUCUUCGCCCCCGAAUUCCGCAGCGUCAAGAACAUGCACCUGCGCAACUUCUACAUCAUCGUGCCACCCCUGACGGUGAACUUCGUGGAGCACUCCAUUGGCUGCAAGGAGAAGCUGAACAAGAAGAAUAAAGGAGGUGCCGCAUUCACCGACGACGGCUUUGCUAUGGGGGUGGCCUACAUCCUGAAGCUUCUGGAUCAGUACCAGGAGUUUGACUCGCUGCACUGGUUCCAGGCGGUGAGGGAGAAGUACAUGAAGGAGAAGAAUGCUGUGGUCAAGGAGCAGAACGUGCAGGCCACCAGCCAGGACGAGAAGUUGAUGCAGACAAUGAACCUGACACAGAAGAGGCUGGAUAUCUAUCUACAGGAGUUUGAGUUGCUCUACUUUUCCUUGAGCAGUGCCCGGAUUUUCUUUAGGGCUGACAAGACGGCGGCUGAGGAGAUCCAAGAGAAGAAGGACAAAGAGGAGGCCUCCAAAUCAGGGCCUAGCGCAACCUCAGGUGACCCUGACACUUCCUCCAGCCCUUCUGCAAAAUAAGACGUGGCCUGGAACGCACUGGAGUGAGCAGUUCCCCCCAGCAGGGGACAUGUUGCGCCGGUUAAGACCACACUACAUGCAAUCCUUCCCAGGACACUGACUGGUCCCGGAAAGUGGGCUCUCUCUUCCCGCACUGGGAAGUGUGAGGCAGGACUCUGGACACCGUGUGUAGGUUGAUGCGUGCUGGGUAAGAACCUGUACUGCCUGGAACACACCUUUCAGUACUGUGCACUUAUCCUGGAGAGUGAUGGGGUGGGGGGUGGCGGGGGAUUAAAAACAUGGUUCCAGGGCUGUUUGCUCUAAACUGGCUCCACCCAUUCCGCCGAUAGCCGGUCUGUACGUUCUCCGCUUCCCCAAGACGAUGCCCUACUCAGACUUUAUACCGCUUUUAAUAAAACUCCUGUUGUACGUGUAGUUCUGCUCCGGUCAGUUAUUGAAUCGGGCCUUUACUUGAUGAGUGAACACUCCUGGAAGGCUGGGGUUUUAACAGUUUUACUUCUGUGGUUCAGGCAUGUUUAAAGAUCGAUGGAGGCUUCCUUUUUCGAUUCUGGUGUUUGUUUGGUAAGGAUUCUUUAUUGAAAAGUCAGUACACAGUGAUAGGCAGUGUGGGUGCUCCAGAGUCUUGGUGACAAGGACAGGUGCGGUUACACACAAACAAUAGGAACCAUUAUUUCACCAUCUUGUUCUUUUUCUUUGCCAGUGAUGAGGCUCAUUCCCAAACUUAACCGUGCAUUUCAGAGCAUAAACACUAUGCAGGAUGUCCUAUAAUCAGAGGGAAUUUUAUUUUUUAGAUUGGACCACAGACUUUUAUGAAGUUUAGUAUAGUCAUAUUAUGCUGUGUCCCUAAAUGAUAUUAGACGUUAUAAAUACGUCUCUUGUUGGUGAGGCUUUUAUAGAUCCCAGACAUCUUUAAAGAUACAAGUGAGUCCGAAACAACCUCCCACGGGGAAAUCUUUUCUGUCAUUUACACAUUUACUUUUUAACUCCUUCCACUGCCUGCAUCUAUAACUGAAUCAGGCAUUUAAUUUGAUCUUUCAGCAGCUAUAGAGAAGUUUUCUUUUUCACUUUCCCCAUAAGAAUGAACAGACCGGUUUGAUUUGCUGCUCCACACCAUCCCUACACCUAGUGCAGGGAAUCCUACAGUAACAAGUGGCAGAAUAGGUUGUAACCCAAAGCAGCACUUAAAUGCCUCUGUUGCUUAUGUGACACGGAAUCACUGGGCAUUGUACAUGGCUGUUUACAUGUAGGCACUGAUGAUGCUGCUGCCUGAUCUUGUUUGCGUACUAAUUGCCACUUCAUUUCUGUGAAUGCAAUUGAAUGUUUUUUUUGUCCGUUUUUUUUGGGAACAAAACACCUUUUUGUAUUAAACUGUGCUUAAUAAUCAUGUGUAGUAGCAGACACAUUGUGAUAAACAUGGAGAAAAAAAAACUUUUUUAUUAUUCAAA